Molecule: messenger RNA, 3861 nt
Organism: Lutzomyia longipalpis
Lineage: Eukaryota; Metazoa; Arthropoda; Insecta; Diptera; Psychodidae
Gene: SMC3
Product: structural maintenance of chromosomes protein 3
Exons: 7
Coding region: 154-3756 (1200 amino acids)
Biological process (GO): mitotic sister chromatid cohesion
Cellular component (GO): chromosome
Molecular function (GO): ATP binding; cohesin loader activity; double-stranded DNA binding
Source: RefSeq, a predicted model, not a curated record
CGGCGAAUAAAAUUGUCAAAACAAAAACAUAAAUGGCGCCCGAAAAUUUCUUUCUCCGCCGAAAGUAAUUUAUUUUCCGUGUUUGUGAAUUAUUUGUAAAGGUGUUUUGCACGAAUUUCGUACAAAUGCCGACAUUGUAAGUUGUACCCCAAAAUGCACAUUAAACAGGUUAUUAUACAAGGAUUCAAGAGCUAUCGCGAAACAACAAUUGUUGAGCCCUUCGACAAGAGGCACAAUGUAGUCGUGGGUCGUAAUGGGUCCGGGAAGAGUAAUUUCUUCUACGCGAUCCAAUUUGUUUUGAGCGAUGAAUUUACCCAUCUACGUCCGGAGCAGCGACAGGCGCUCCUUCACGAGGGCACUGGGGCUCGCGUAAUGUCCGCAUAUGUUGAGAUUAUUUUUGACAAUUCCGACAAUCGCGUUCCGAUUGACAAGGAAGAGAUCUGCCUGAGACGCGUCAUUGGAGCAAAGAAAGAUCAGUAUUUCUUGAAUAAGAAAGUCGUUCCACGGACUGAAGUUGUAAAUCUGCUGGAAUCUGCAGGCUUCUCCAAUUCCAAUCCGUAUUACAUUGUGAAACAAGGCAAGAUCAAUGAAAUGGCCACAGCUGCUGAUGCACAGAGGCUUAAAUUGCUUCGAGAAGUUGCCGGGACGAGGGUUUACGAUGAGCGCAAGGAGGAAUCAAUGAACAUUCUGAGAGAGACUGAGGGGAAAGUGGAGAAGAUCACGGAAUUUCUCACGACAAUUGAAGAUCGACUGAAGACCCUGGAGGAGGAGAAGGAAGAACUGAAGGAGUACCAGAAGUGGGAUAAAGCCCGAAGGACACUCGAGUAUAUAAUCUACGAGACAGAGCUGAAGGAUACGAAGAAGCAGCUUGAGGAUUUGGAGCAGCAGCGUCGAUCGUCGGGGGAUAAGCAGAAGCAACUGCUGCAGGAAGUGCAAAAGGCACAGGAGAAGAUUAAGGGGAUCCAGAAGAAUCUCAAGGAUGCCAAGAAGGAGGUAACUGCAGCAAAGGAGGAUCGAUCGGUACUCUCAGCAGAGCAGCAGCAGCUUCUGCGGGAGAAAACAAAGCUCGAUUUGACGAUCAAUGAUCUGACGGAUGAGGUGCAGGGAGAUAAUAAAUCCAAGGAGCGAGCAGAGCAGGAACUUGAACGGCUCAAAGUGACAAUUUCUGAGAAGGAGAAGGAGCUCGAGGAUGUGAGGCCACGCUAUGAAGCUAUGCGUAGGAAGGAAGAAGAAUAUUCCCGGGAGCUUGCUCUGAAGGAGCAAAAGCGCAAGGAGUUGUACGCAAAACAGGGCAGAGGAUCUCAGUUCUCUUCACGCGAUGAGCGCGACAAAUGGAUUCAGAAUGAGCUGAAGUCCCUCAAUAAGCAGAUAAAGGAUAAGAUUUCGCAUCAAAACAAGUUGACGGAGGAUCUCAAGCGUGACGCAACAAAGCAGAAGGAACUGGAGAAGAAGAUUGAGGAUCACGGGCAGGAAGUUGAGCAGCUGCGGCAGCAAAUUGAUGAGCACAACAAGCAUUUCUAUGAGUUGAAGAAGAAGAAGGAUCACUACCAAGCUGCGAGGAAUGAGCUGUGGCGCAAGGAGACACAAAUCACACAGACGCUCUCGUCGCACAAGGAAGAGCUCGCAAAGGCCGAUCAGGCACUACGUUCAAUGGCGGGGAAGCCAAUUCUCAACGGGCGGGACUCAGUGAGGAAGGUCCUGGAUAGCUUCAAGCAGCGUGGUGGGCAUUUUGCGGACAUUGCAAACUCCUACUAUGGGCCCGUAAUAGAAAACUUCAAUUGCGACAAGACAAUCUAUACUGCAGUUGAAGUAACAGCCGGGAAUCGUCUCUUCCAUCACAUUGUGGAGUCUGAUCGUGUUGGCACGCAGAUUCUCAAGGAGAUGAAUAAACAAAAACUCCCCGGAGAGGUGACUUUCAUGCCCCUCAAUCGUCUCCAAGCCAAAAUUCACGACUACCCCGAUGAUCCGGACUCAAUUCCCAUGAUAAGUAAGCUGAAGUACGAGGAGCAGUACGACAAGGCUCUACGCUACAUCUUCGGGAAGAUUCUCAUCUGCCGUAAUCUCGAGAGGGCAACUGAGCUGGCCAAGAGUACGGGGCUUGAUUGUGUGACCCUCGAAGGGGAUCAAGCUUCAUCCAAGGGAUGCCUAACAGGUGGCUACUUCAAUACAUCCCGUUCCCGGUUGGAGAUGCAGAAGAAACGGAGUGAGUACAUGGAGUACAUUCGUGACAAUGAGGAGGAACUCGCCACGCUGUGUGCUGAGUUAAAACAAACUGAGAGCAGCAUCAAUAGCGUCGUGUCGGAGAUGCAGAAGACCGAAACGAAGCAGGGAAAGAGCAAGGAUAUCUUUGACAAAGUUCAAGCGGAUAUUCGACUAAUGAAGGAGGAAUUGACGCGCAUUGAACGCUUCCGGAAUCCCAAAGAGCGUUCCCUGGCACAGUGCAAGGCCAAUUUGGAGGCGAUGAACAGCACAAAGGAGGGGCUGGAGAGCGAGCUACAUCAGGAAUUGAUGGCACAGCUCUCGACGCAGGAUCAACGUGAAGUGGAUCAGCUGAAUGAUGACAUUCGACGUUUAAAUCAGGAGAAUAAGGAAGCCUUCAGUGCUCGUAUGACGCUCGAAGUGACAAAGAAUAAACUGGAGAAUUUGCUGACAAAUAACUUGUUCCGGCGACGUGAUGAGCUUGUUCAGGCACUGCAGGAGAUCUCAGUGGAGGAUCGCAAGCGUCAGCUCAACAAUUGUCGCAAUGAGUUGGGAGCAACGGAUAAGAGGAUCAAUAAAGUCAACAAGGAUCUCGAGAAUAUGGAUAAGAGAGUCCAAGAUGCAGUGAAGUUGCAGAAAUCCAUGCAGAAGGAACUCGAGGCGUACACAUUGAUGGAGAAGGAGGCCCAAGAAAAGAUUGACGAUGACUCAAAACGCCUCGAGAAGUGGACGGCAAAGGAGAAUCUUUUGCAUCAGAAGAUUGAGGAUGCAACCGAGAAGAUUGCCAGCUUGGGAGCUCUCCCACAGGCUGAUCCCGCCUAUACGAGGAUGUCCCUCAAGAGCCUUUUCCGGGAACUUGAGAAAGCCAAUCAGCAUUUGAAGAAGUACAAUCAUGUGAAUAAGAAGGCUCUCGAUCAAUUUUUGAGCUUCUCAGAGCAAAAGGAGAAGCUGUGCAAGCGCAAAGAGGAGUUGGAUAUUGGAGAUCAGAAAAUUCGUGAAUUGAUGCAGAAUUUGGAGAUGCGCAAAGUUGAGGCGAUUCAGUUCACUUUCACGCAGGUGGCGCAGAAUUUUACAAAGGUCUUCAAGAAGUUGGUGCCACAGGGUUCGGGGAAUCUUGUCUUGAUCACCAAGGACAGAGAUCGCGAGAGUAUUGAUCCGGGAGUGGCGACGUCGGAUGCUUUUACGGGAAUCGGAAUAAGGGUAUCAUUCACGGGAGCUGAUGCAGAAAUGCGUGAAAUGAAUCAAUUGAGCGGUGGGCAGAAGUCUCUCGUAGCCUUGGCGCUCAUCUUUUCCAUUCAGAAAUGCGAUCCUGCUCCAUUCUAUCUAUUUGAUGAAAUUGAUCAGGCCCUUGAUGCACAACAUCGUAAAGCCGUCGCUGAUAUGAUCCACGAAUUGAGUAGCAAAGCUCAAUUUAUUACAACAACUUUCCGGCCGGAAUUGCUGGAGAACGCCCACAAAUUCUACGGUGUUAAAUUCCGCAACAAGGUGAGUCACAUUGAGUGCGUUCUAAAGGAAGAAGCAAGAGAUUUCGUCGAAGACGAUCAAACACACGGCUAAGCAGCUGCUUAAUUUUAAUGAAUAUCCCACUCCUAUACUAACUUUCAUUGUGUCCCCUUCGGAAAAAUAAUUAAAUCUUGGUCUUUUAUGUGAAAAAAAAACAAA